This is a messenger RNA of Neltuma alba, 972 nucleotides long. RefSeq lists its product as uncharacterized. NCBI's taxonomy places the organism in Eukaryota, Viridiplantae, Streptophyta, Magnoliopsida, Fabales, Fabaceae. The record is from RefSeq and is a predicted model, not a curated record. The coding region runs from base 1 to 972 and encodes 323 amino acids. The transcript is spliced from 6 exons.
AUGAGGAAUUACUCGGGAGAGAGUCCUGAUAGAGAUAUAAUUGACUGUGUUGACAUUUUAAAACAACCAGCUUUCGAUCACCCAAAACUGAAAAAUCACAAAAUUCGGAUGAGGCCAUGCUCUUACCCAGAAGGGAUAGUGUUUGAAAAAAGCAACGUGGCAUCAAAAUCAGCACCAAUUUCUCAACUUUGGCACCAAAGUGGAAGUUGUCCAGAAGGAACCAUUCCUAUUAGAAGAAUAACAGAAGAAGACAUAUUGAGGACAAGUUCUACCCAACAAUUUGGGGAGAAGAAUCUCCAGACAAGCCACUUACCGUCAUACGCUGGAGGUCAACGUGUCAACGAGCAUGCCUCAAUUUUUGUGAAAGGGGAUAAAUAUUAUGGAGGCAAGGGAACCAUGAACGUCUGGAACCCUAAAGUUCCACAGGACGUGGAAUGGAGUGUAUCUGCAAUUUGGGUUAUGAAUGAUGCCGAUAAACAAAAACUCAAUGCAAUUUUUGCUGGGUGGCAGGUGAAUCCAUAUCUAUAUGGGGAUAAUCGAACCAGACUUUUUACAUUUUGGACUGACAAAAGCAACGGAGACUGGAUGCAAUAUGGUGCUGAUAAAGUUAUGGGAUAUUGGCCUUCGUCUCUGUUCACGCACCUCUCUGAUAGUGCAUCAAUCAUACGGUGGGGGGGUCAAAUUGUAAAUGCAGCUACUAAUGGGCAACACACCACAACUCAAAUGGGAAGAGGGCAAUUUCCGAGAGAACAUUUUGGAAAAGCCAGCUAUUUCAAGAACAUUAAAUUUGUUAAUGGUCAAAACCAAAUGGUUCCUGCUGAUAACACUUUCCCUCAGGUUGAUCGUCCCAAUUGCUAUGACGUCCAAUCUGGCCGUUCUGAUGACUGGGGAAGAUUCUUCUAUUUUGGGGUCCUGGCAGAAACCCUAAUUGCCCAUGAUCUUUGUUUGAUUCGACUAAUACGAUAUAUCUAA